Molecule: messenger RNA, 2986 nt
Organism: Magnolia sinica
Lineage: Eukaryota; Viridiplantae; Streptophyta; Magnoliopsida; Magnoliales; Magnoliaceae
Product: pentatricopeptide repeat-containing protein At4g02750-like
Exons: 1
Coding region: 213-2297 (694 amino acids)
Biological process (GO): RNA modification
Molecular function (GO): zinc ion binding; RNA binding; protein binding
Source: RefSeq, a predicted model, not a curated record
AGAAAAAGAAAAAGUGUUCAUUAAUCAGAAGCUAAUAUUGCUCCACCAAUCUUAUGUUGGCACUGUGACGUGGCUACGGUGGAUCCCACGAUUUAAGCGUUUGAUUUGAGUUAAUUUAUGUAGCGCGUCAUUUUCAAAUGCCUACGUAUCAAGCAUUGCACGCUGCCAGAGUAACAAAUAAUUUUGUGUAACCGUUGAGACGGUAGGAUGAGAUGAAAGCAAAGCAAAAGCUCUGUGAAGCCGUUGAUCUACUCUACUCCCGCGGCCCCACAGGAUCCAAUGGCUACGCGCGUCUCUUGCUUGAAUGCAUCCGUACAAACGAUUUCGAGCAAGGAAAGAGACUGCAAUCUCACAUGGAACGCCACUGCUUCAAACCCAACGACACCUUCCUCCAAAACCGCCUUCUGCAUCUAUAUGCCAAGUGCGGCAAAAUCUCCAGCGCCCAGCAACUGUUCGUCAAAAUGCCUCAACGAGAUGUUUUCUCAUGGAACGCCAUGCUCUCGCUGUACUCGAAAUUGGGUCUGGUUGAGAACUUGCGAGAGCUCUUUAAUCGAAUGCCCACCCGCGAUUCCGUCUCGUAUAAUACUGUAAUUGCGGGCUUUGCAAGCUGUGGUUGUUCCGAGGAUGCUCUGGAUUUUUUCCUAUGGAUGCGAGAAGAAGGAUUCGAACCGACGGAGUAUACCCAUGUGAGUAUUCUAAAUGCAUGUUCGCAGUUACUGGAUUUGAAGCUCGGUAAGCAGAUUCAUGGACGUCUUACUGCUAGUAAUUUGAAAAUGAAUGUGUUUGUCUGGAAUGCUUUGAUUGAUAUGUAUGCGAAAUGUGGCGAGAUUGAUCAAGCGCGGAGCUUGUUCAAUCAAAUGCUCGAUAGAAAUGUAGUUUCUUGGAAUUCAAUGAUUGCAGGUUAUUUGAAGAGUGGGCAACCUGGGAAGUGCCUGGAUUUGUUUCGCCAAAUGCAAGUUUUGGGUGUUGAGCCGGAUUUGGUUACGUUGUCUAGUGUUCUAGGUGCCUAUCUUCAGAGUGGAUUGGUAGAAGAAGCACGUAGGAUUUUUAGUGAGAUGAAUGAGAAAGACAGGGUUUGUUGGACGACAAUGAUUGUGGGUUAUGCGCAGAAUGGAAGAGAGGAGGAUGCCUUGGUGUUGUAUAGUGAAAUGCUGUCGGAAAAUGUUAGGCCAGAUAGUUUUACUAUGUCGAGUGUGGUGAGUGCUUGUGCUGGAUUGGUGUCUCUGGAUCAUGGGAAGGUAGUUCACAGCCAAGUAAUUUUGAUUGGAAUUGAGGUUGAUUUGCGUGUAUCAAGUGCCCUUGUUGAUAUGUACUCUAAAUGUGGAGAAAUCACAGAUGCUUAUGAUGUUUUCAAUAGAAUGGCGACCCGGAAUGUGGUAUCUUGGAAUGCCAUGAUCAUGGGCUAUGCACAAAAUGGAAUGGAUAAAGAUGCUUUGGUUCUUUACGAUAGGAUGUUGAAGGAAAACUUGAAGCCCGACAAUAUUACCUUCGUGGGCAUUCUGUCUGCUUGCAGCCAUGCCUCCUUGAUCGAAGAUGGGCAGAUAUAUUUUAAUUCGAUUAGCAAACUGCAUGGAAUGAAGCCUACUUCGGAUCACUAUGCGUGUAUGGUCAAUCUCCUUGGUCGUUCAGGGAAUGUGGUUGAAGCAGUCAAUUUGAUUAAAGGCAUGCCUGAUGAACCGACAUCCUUAAUUUGGUCCACGCUUUUAUCUGUUUGUAGAAUAAACAGUGACAUCAAACAUGCAGAGAUUGCAGCAAGGCAUCUUUUUGAAUUGGACCCACUUGAUGCGGGACCUUAUAUCAUGUUGUCGAACAUGUAUGCUGCUUCUGGAAGAUGGGAUGAUGUUGCAUCUGUGAGGUCUCUUAUGAAGGACAGAAAGAUCAGAAAAUUGGCAGCUUACAGCUGGAUCGAGUUCAAUAACAAGGUACACAAGUUCAUAUCGGAUGACAGAACUCAUCCUCAAACUGAGGAGAUUUACAGAGAACUGAGUAGACUGAUGGUGAGACUGAGAGAGGAGGGUUUCGUUCCCAACACAAACCUCGUUCUUCAUGAUGUGGGGGAGACAGAGAAGGUUGAAUCCAUCUGUUAUCAUAGUGAGAAGCUCGCUCUUGCAUUUGGAUUGAUCAGGAAGCCUCGAGGGGCGCCCAUAAGGAUCGUGAAGAACAUACGUGUUUGCAGUGAUUGCCAUUUGUUCAUGAAGUUUGUUUCCAAGGUUACUGAUCGGCAUAUUGUGUUGAGAGAUUCAAACAGAUUCCAUCAUUUUGUGGGUGGGCAAUGCUCCUGCAAGGAUUAUUGGUGAUGGGAGCUGUUUUUCUUAAGGGCCUGUUUGGAAUUUGGAUUGGAGAGGACUUUUCAGAAUAUGUCAUCUGAAAAAAUGUAUGGAUGUCUGGCUUGUGCAAAACAUUCCCAGCAGAGGUAGAAAUGCUGCAAACCAUUUUAUCAACUUGCAUUGUUUCACUUCCUACUCAAAGCAAAAUGAGUUGCACUAAUCCUCUCUGACUCGAUCAGAACCACUUUUAUAUAAAUAGAACCCAAGCAUAGGCUUCUGGUCCUUACGAUGCUUAUACCAUGAAAGGAAGAAGCUUUUAAAAGAUGCAUGCAUUUUAAGGAAGUAACAACGGAGGGAAUAAUAGAACAGGAAGAGCACCGGGAUAUUGCAUUGGAAUCACGAAACAAGAGUAAGUGGUGCCUGUGGGGUGAGGGAACUGCCUCAAAGCCUUUGCUGCAGCAACUUUCAUUUAGACAUGCAAACUGGAUAAACAGAAUGCAUUGACAUGCAUACAUGAUUGUGGUGAUAUUACUGAGAAAUAAGAAGCAUAAGCCAUCUAUCAAAGAUAUAGAUGGGUCAUCCAGGGCUUGGCGUGGAUUGUUUAUCAACUAUGUUUCUUGUGCAUGGGAACUGGAAUUGUACAUGACAGCAAUGCUUGGUAAUCUCUGAAGUUCUGCAUGGAUACAGGCAUGAAUAUGAAUAUGGAUAGUUUUGUACCA